UUAAAAUUACUUAAAUUUCUUAGUGCAGAAUUAUGCUGUCUCCUACCUUGAGCAAUGAAAAUAACAAAGGUAUGCUAGAAAGUGAAAUGAAACUUUUGUUCCCAGAAAUCAUCGAUGACAAGAUAAAGACCCUCGAAUUUUUAUUCGCGGCACGUGGUAUUGUGCGAAUUGUAGAUAAACUUGGCAAAGUUUUUGCUCCGGUUAAAUAUGAUAUUCAGGGUAACAUCGACAAACUCGCUACAAGAUACGCAACAAACAAAGAAAAAAAUACAACCCUACAAGACAUGAUUCUAAUUGAAAUAGCUACCGAAACAGCCACCAAUUUCAUUGCUACGGAUGCUUUAAUGUGGUUAACUCGAGGAUUACACAUGUUUUUAUUAUUUUUUGAAAAAAUUGUUCAAGAUGCUAAAACAGGAACACCAACGGAAGAUUUAGUAGCAUUUCUAAAAAAGUCUUACAAAGAAGCCCUAGAACCAUACCAUGGAUGGAUGGCACAACAACUUUUUGAUCUACUUUCGCGUAUGGUUCCUACUCGUUCCCAACUUUUACGGGUACUUGCCAACGAACAAGCUGACAACAAAAAUGGUAUUGUUAUUAACGAUAUGGAAAUCUAUUUGAUCCAUUUGCGACGCAACGUUUCGGUAAUACAGUCAUUUUACAAAACACAUAAUUUAGAAAAUAUAGUAUAGAACAUAUUUAAUGUACUAUACAUGAAACACUCACGAUAAUCUGCUAAAUUUUUAAGAGCAAUUAUACCAGUAAAAAUUUCAACAACAAGAAGAAAAACCAUAACACAAUUUAUGAUUGUUUCACUAUACUGUGGUAACAGCUCAUGGUCAAGAAGAAGAAACAUUUCCAAAGGAAGUUGUAUCAGUAGUGAAAUGAACCAACAACUAGCCAAUUCUGGAAUCUAACAAAAACUCUCUUCCAUACCAAACAUCUAUUGUAUAUAUUAAUAAUUAAUAGUAAAUUAUAAAUAUAAAAUAAAAUUACCUUUCCAGCAA
This is a messenger RNA of Osmia lignaria (orchard mason bee), 1004 nucleotides long. Its product is annotated as pleckstrin homology domain-containing family A member 8. Lineage: Eukaryota; Metazoa; Arthropoda; Insecta; Hymenoptera; Megachilidae. The record is from RefSeq and is a predicted model, not a curated record. Gene Ontology annotation, molecular function: ceramide 1-phosphate transfer activity; ceramide 1-phosphate binding. Gene Ontology annotation, cellular component: cytoplasm; cytosol; membrane. Gene Ontology annotation, biological process: intermembrane lipid transfer; ceramide transport.